This is a messenger RNA of Mytilus californianus (California mussel), 1187 nucleotides long. RefSeq lists its product as uncharacterized. NCBI's taxonomy places the organism in Eukaryota, Metazoa, Mollusca, Bivalvia, Mytilida, Mytilidae. The record is from RefSeq and is a predicted model, not a curated record. The coding region runs from base 1 to 987 and encodes 328 amino acids. The transcript is spliced from 6 exons.
AUGCAUCGUACUACUGGCAACAAGUUAGGUGAACAAAGUUCAGCAAGCAGUUCAACAAAGAGCAGUUUGACAACAGGAGACAGUUCAACAAGCAGUUCUCCACUAAGUAGUUCUGAUAAUUUACCAGCUAGUACGUCAGAUUAUACCAGCGUAACAGGAUCAAGACAAACAUCCGAGAACGUCACAGGAAUAGUUGUUGGUAGUGUAGCAGGCAGCGUCCUAUUUUUAUGUAUAGUCUUUAUUGGUAUUUGCAUCGGAAGUAGGCUUGUGUCAUGUGAUAAAUCCAAAGAAAAGUUAAGAAACAAUCCCGAAACGAAUGACUAUAUUGGGAACCAAAACAUAGCAUUGCCACAGGCAGUAAGUCCUACGCGUCAUGUGCAGUAUGAAGAUUUGCAUACUACGUCUGGAAAUAGAAGUACUCGUAAUUAUUCAAGUACAAAUAUUCAUUUACAAAAUAUCGAUGAUAAAUAUGAUUACGCCAAGAACAUAGUAAAAAAUAACUCCAAGACAUCUAACGACAAGUCGAGUACACCUACAUAUGUUGUGCUUCAGGAUGAUAGUUAUAAACGCAAUCCGGAAGCAAACAACGAUGAAUAUGCCGUUGUUGAUCCUACAGCUGAAUCAAGUUUCAAACAAACACCAAAAACCUUAACCCAAGGGGCAGAAAAUUAUAUGAUUUUAGACCCAAAUCAGACUGGGAUCAAUAGGUCCAAAUUUCCGAAUGCUGGCCAAUCGUACGAGCUUGCAAAACCUAUCCGUGAUACAAAGGACCGGAAGAAUGAUCUGUAUGCUCUGUCUUCAGAGGGUACUUACGAUCAUUCGGGAAUUACUCGUCAUCACAAAGAACAAGAUACCAUUUAUACCCACGCCGUCGACAAUGUUUAUGAUUCUACAAGUCGAGGAUUGAAUAUUGACAGGAAGGAAGACACAUAUGAUCAUUUCUUUGGACAAGAAACAGAGGAUGAAUAUAAUAUUUCUAUGCAUUAAUAAUCUUUGGUUACUACUAUCAAGUGUUCAAUCACAUUCAAAAACUUAAAAUGCUCACGUUGGUUGACUUUUUAUCGCGAAGUUAACAUUUUAAUUAAUAAUGAAGUGCUUAUUACUACAAUUGAUAAUGUCAGUGCUGAUUUCAUUAUUUUGUUUUAAUAAAUUUUUACAUUGUCAAGUUAAAUUAAAUUUUGAUCAAA